AUGAAUACGUUUAAUUCUUAUCAAUCUACUACUAGUAAUACUCAUGAUUUGACAGGAACUCCAAAUGAUUGUGUGAGUUCUGUUCGUUUUUCACCUACUGGAUGUCCGUACGUGCUUCUUGGAGUAACAUCAUGGGAUAAAAGUUGCCGUAUAUGGCAGGUAACUCAUGAUGCAGAUGGGGCGAACGUUCGCACACAACCAAUGAGUCUUGCAGAAAGUGAUGCACCAAUUUUAGAUUUUUCUUUUUCAAAUGAUGGAAGAGUUUUUUGGGGUGGAUGUAGUAAAACGGCAACUAUGUGGAAUUUGGUGACAAAUCAAAAAGUGGUCGUUGCAUCUCAUGAUCUUCCUAUAAGUUGUAUAGCUCAUGUCAACUCUGGUGCUGGAUUAGAAAUGUUAAUUACUGGGAGUUGGGAUGGAAAGUUAAGAUUUUGGGAUUUACGGCAACAACGACCGGCUAAAGAGGAAAACUUGGUUGAACCUAUAUUUGCUUUGGAUGCACAGAAAACUUUUCCUAUGGCCGCUUGUGUAACUGGGCGAAAGGUUCAUAUUUUUGAUCUUCAAAAUUUAAUGAAGACUUCUGAAGUUAAACCACCUACUUUGGUAAAGUUUAAUUUAAGAUGUGUGGCCUGUUCACCUCAGCAUGAUGGAGUUGCAGUUGGAAGUUCAGAAGGAAGAGUUUCUUUUAUCCCUUUUCAACAAGAACCAGGUUGCACUUUUAAGGCUCAUAUCACUAUAGAAGAUAAUGUUCAAUUUAUGCAUCAAACAAAUUUUUGUGUUAUAAAUCCUCGAGCACCUCAUAUUCUUACUGGAGGUGGUGAUGGACGUCUUGCCUUUUGGGACUAUAAAAAACGUUCUAGUAUAGGGCAUAUUGAUUGUGAUCCAAAAUUAGAGAAUCGAAAUAAAUCAGUUUCGGCAGGAGAUAUUAGUGCAGAUGGUUCACUUGUUGCAUUUGCUCGUAGUUACGAUUGGGCAAUGGGUAAAGGUGGUUGUAUUCCUGGUGAGUCUCACACAGUUCAUAUUCGUUCAGCUUAUUAUAAACCUACUGGGGUGAGAUAA
Trypanosoma theileri is the source of this 1056-nucleotide messenger RNA. RefSeq names its product putative poly(A) export protein. Gene Ontology annotation, cellular component: nuclear pore. The record is from RefSeq and is a predicted model, not a curated record. Gene Ontology annotation, molecular function: RNA binding; ubiquitin binding. The transcript has a single exon. Lineage: Eukaryota; Euglenozoa; Kinetoplastea; Trypanosomatida; Trypanosomatidae. Gene Ontology annotation, biological process: transcription-dependent tethering of RNA polymerase II gene DNA at nuclear periphery; RNA export from nucleus. The coding region runs from base 1 to 1056 and encodes 351 amino acids.